Messenger RNA from Caenorhabditis angaria, 9211 nucleotides. Lineage: Eukaryota; Metazoa; Nematoda; Chromadorea; Rhabditida; Rhabditidae. The record is from the annotation of a GenBank genome assembly.
AUGUUUCUCAUCGGUCUAACAUUAGUAUUUAUUUUUGCUCGAGCUCAAGAAGAAGACGAUGUAUUUUCUUGUAAAAUUUUGGAUCCUUUAAAAAUGCGAAUCGGAAAUACGAUCUAUAUUCCGGCUAAUUCAACAGCCCCUUUUGCAAUUCCUCCGAAUUUUAAUUGCACUUACAAGGUACAUAGAUCAAUUAAUUAGAUUAUUAAUUAAUCACUUAAUUACUUACAGUUCCAUGUCCCUUCAUCAGCCUAUCUUCGAGUUUCAGUCAUCAAUAAUUUGGCCGAUUCUGACUCGAUAGAAUUUGCAGAUUCUCUAGGAUUCCGAAAAAAUAUGACAAAGUUAGUGAGUAAAGCCUUCACAGUAUUCCUUCAAAAAUCAAUAUUUCGUUUAGUCGCGCAAUUGCCAAUGAGGAAUUCUUCGCCACAAUUGGCGAGGGUUAUUUGAGAGUUCAGACGGGGGCCGGUGGAAGAUCGAAAGCUUUGCUGGAAUUCGAGUGGUUGAAGUUGCCAAGUUCUCAGAAAACACAAUACGUGCUGAAAAAUGCGUCGGGUAUUUCGAUAGAUUGCCAAGAUUUACAGCAGAGUCCGAUCACUUUUACAACACGCGAUGCAAAUGAGACGGUGAGAAAGCAAAAAAAAAAGAAAAAAAUGUUUCGCUCCCGGGUGGGCUCGAACCACCAACCUUUCGGUUAACAGCCGAACGCGCUGCCUAUUGCGCCACGGAAGCAGACGGAUACCCUCGCUAAUUUUUAGUUGACAAUAACAUUUUUGUUUUUUCCCAGAUUGCUCUCUCAAUUGCUCAUUCCGGUUUCAUCCUCGACAAUUUCGAUAGUUUCUUCAUUUUCGAUGGAAAUGAUACGAAUUCGAGGGUUGUUGGGAGAAUGUCGAAUUUUAUUUUGACACAAUUUUCGCCGACAAAUCAAACGGCCACGAUUUUGGGGUUGACUUCCAAAACUGUUUAUUCGAAUUUGAUGGUUAAUGUGAAAUCUAGUGAGUUCUUGUGGCCUAGGAAACAUUUUGGGGGUUCUAGGCCAGCAUUCUUCAAAAAUUGUGAAAUUUAACCUGCGCAAUGCGAGAGCAAUCUAGAAUAUUCCGUGUUUAGACUCAAAAUGAUCCCCUUAAUCUGAGCAAUGUCAAAAUUUCAGACCUGGCACGCUACCAAAAGUAUUCCGCAGUUGUAGUGAUCGAUCAACAAGGUGCAACCCUAGAUUCAAUAAACCAAACCGUCGCCUUCACAUUCGUCGCCAAAGAUUCCAAUCAACUCUACAUGACAUCGCUGAAAUUCAACGAAAUCGAGACGAAUAAUUGCAAAGUCAACGUGAUUUCUGGAACACCUUCACCGAUUUCCACCAAUCUCCUGUUUUAUACACCAAAUUCACCGCUGGAGCAUAGUUUCCCGCAACAAUUUCCAGCCAAUUUAUUUUCGAUUGAACUCACUGAUUGCUCGAUUUACAUGGUGAUAUCGAAGAAUCAGCCGAAGAAUUUUUAUGAAGUUGAAAGUGGAAGAGUUGGCUAUGCUUUUACGCCUUCCUAUUUGGAUGCGAGUCAAACUUCGGAACUGAAUUUCACCUUGAGAUCUAAUGAUACGCUGACUUAUUCGACGGUUGUUGAAUCGGUGGAUGUUUGUCAGGAUUCGCAGUUGGCUAUUAAUGUUUAUAAUUCGAAAGGCAUCUCGGCGAUGAGUAUUGUGUGAGAGAUUUGGAAAAAAUUCUGGGAUUUCAGAAUUUUCAGCUCUUAAAAAAUUGAAUCCUAGGUUCGAAAAUCCACGUGGCCCCAAUUUUCAAUGUGUCAAGUGCUCCAAUUCCACGUGGCAAAAUUCUGAAAAUUUGAAAUUCAAAAUCAAAACUUUCAGAAUUAAAAAUCCACGCGGCAGAACUUUCUCUGAAAUAUCUCAAAUUUUUUUUAUGUUUUAAAAUUUUCUGACCCACGUGGCAAAAUUUCUGGAAUUUCAAAUUUUCAGCUUUUGAAAAAUCAAAUCCUAAGUUCAAAAAUCCACGUGGAACCAAUUUUCAAGUUAAAUUUCGGCAAAAUUCUGAAAACUUGAAAUUUAAAAUCAAACUUUCAGAAUUAAAAAUCCACGUGGCAAAACUGUUUUGAAAUCAAUUUUUUUUCGUUUCAAAAUUUGCUGAUUUUAGAAUCCACGUGGCAAAAAAAUCUGGAAAUUCAGAAUUUUCAGCUUUUAAAAAAUCCUAGGUUCAAAAAUCCACGUGAAUUUUAGUGCUCCGAUUCCACAAGGAAAAAUUUUUCUUUCUACUUUUUGCAGUCAAAUGUUUAUAGCUUGAACCCCUCUGCCACGUGGCAAAAUUAUCGAUUUUUCCAGAAUAACCGGAAAUCAAACAGGCGGCUCAGCUCAAGCCAUCGGAACAUCUGUAAAUAUUCAAUUCAAUUCCAGUCAAAGCACAUCGGGUUCGGCGAAAAUCCGAUAUUUCAUCGGCAUCAAUUCCAGCUUCUCUGCUAGAUUUUCAGCCAAAUUUUUGACUAUUUUUGUCGUAUUUUUCAUCAGUUUUCUGUGAUGAGAAUGAAAAAUUAAAAAGAAAUUUAUGAGAAAAAAAAUCAUUUUUUAUUACGUGACACAUUAUUUUUUUGUUGGCUUUCAAUUCAUUUCUGUUUUUUAGUGCUGCGUGGAAAUGGUGGAUUUUAAAAAAUGUCGGGAGGUUGGUUUUUUGGGGGCGGGGGGGAAUUGGGGGAAUCCAGAACUUUUUAUUUUGAAACUUGAAAAUUUUUGUAAUUCUAUCUCUAGCUUCAAAAAAAAACACGAAAAUUUUUUUUUGAAAAAAAAAUUUGGGAAUCUUUCGAAUUUUUCUCCACAAAAUUGUAGGUGGAAUCUGUUUUGGCUAUAAAUUUUAUUGUAUCUCACUGGUUGAUUUUUGAAUCUGAAAAUACAUAUUUUUUUCCGAUUUACAAAAAACCACAAAACAUUUUUUUACCACGUGGAUAUCUGAAUCUAGAAAUUUUCAGAAACCAAAAAAUGUUGACCGAAAAUAUUUGAAUUAUAGGAAAGCGCUCAAACAUUUUUCAAAAAAUGUCCAACCAAAAUUUUCGAAGCUCAAAAUUUGAAUUCAAAUUUUCGCCAUGUGGAUUUUCAAAUUAAAAGUUGUGAUUUCAAAUUUCGCCACGUGAAUUUCAAGAAAAUAAAAUUGAAAUUCCGAAAAAAAUUGACACGUGGAUUUCCCAAAUCUCUAAUUCAUUUUUGGCGAACAAAACACUCCCUGUCACUCUCUAUUGACCAUUCUCAAAAAAAAAAAACAACAACCAAAAAGUUUGGCCACUUUUAUUUGUUUAGCCGGUAGAUACCAAAAUGAACAAAAAAUGGCGAGAGAUAAUGAGACUGUGAAGAGACGCAGAAUGCAGAACAGCAAAAAAAACGCACUUUUUCUUUUCAUUAUUAGGCCACUUUUGCAAAAAGACUAAAAUGAUGGACCUAGGUUUUUUGAAAGCACGUUUUUUUAUUUUUAUGAGUUUUUUUUGUUGGAAAAUUUUGAAAUGAGGUUUUUUUGAAGUAAAAAAAAAUUUAAAAAUUAGGAUUUCUGAAGAAUUUAGUAGAUCUUGAAAUUUUAAAGGGUUUUCAAAUUUCGAAUAUUUUCUCUUGGAAACCCUGAAACUCUCUUGCCACGUGGAUUUUUUUCUGAAAUUUUUUCACAAAAUUUUCAAAAAUAUUUCGCCACAUGAUUUUUUUCAAAAAAAAAACAUUCAAAUACGAUUAUAACUUUUUUUUCGCGAUUUCCCAUGUUCAUUUUCGUUUUUACCCACGCGAAAAAAAAUCUGCCAAAAUCGAUUUAUUUCAUUUUUGAAACAUAAAAAAAAAGAUCGUGCGAAAAAAUUUCCGAAAAAUAAUUUUUUCCUUUCGUUCAAACAGGCAGGCGGCUGAUGUGAAAUCAAAAAUAAAACAUACCUUUUUGUUAUUUUUCAUAAUAAUAAUAAUUUCUCCCACAUUUUUUGCUGUGCGCCCCCCGUUGCCACGACACCCAAAGUGCCGAUGAGAAGCGGAAAAAGAAGCCUGGGGAGGGGGGAAAUAGAAAAUAUGCUGCUAUUUUCUAAAUCACUUUUUCUAUUUACACACAAUUUUGGCACAUUUUUGGAGGCCUGAAAUCUUGAAAAUUCAUGCCAAAAAUGAGCAGCUGAAAUUUUUAAAGCAAAUUCUGCGAAUUUCUGAUUUCAAAAAUUUUUUGUUACAAAAAAAUUCGAUUUUUUCUAAACAUUGAAAAAUCAUAUGAUAUUUUUUUCCUAAAAUUUGUGCUGUAAAAAUCCACGAGGAAUAUUUAGCGUUAGAGACGCAGAGAAGCUAGACAACCAGGAAGUAAGAGACGCAGAGAAUCCAGGGUUUUCAAGAAAGACGUAGCUUCUCUGCGUCUCUCGCAAGCCCAUGUUCUCUAACCUAUCUGCAUACCUAACAUUCCCAUGAUCUCUAACCCCAUUUUUUUUCUCUAGCUUCUCUGCUCUCUCCACUAUUUUUUUUCUUCAAAAUAAUCCCUCCCUGUUUUUGACAGCUUUGUAUUUACUAGAUUUAAUGUCAAACGCUCAUAAUUCCACUUGAACUACACGAUUUUCUCAUAUGUUUUUUUUCUUCUUCGUUUUUUUUUCACUAUUUUCUCGGCCAUGACCCAAAAGAACAUCAAAAUGAAUAUAUAAUAUGAGAAAUGUAUCAAAAAAAUCUUUGAAAAUCUCGCGCGAAGAUUUUAUCCUAACAUAAAUUUUCACUUGCGCAAUGAACUUUUCGUUUUUAAUGUAAUUAAUUGAAUUAUUCCUCCCCCAAUUUAGCAUAACUAUAAUGGGAAUACAAGAAGAAGAAGAACAACAAGAGUGUUGAUUAUUUAUCAACUUUCUCAAUCAAUUUGAAUUCAACUGUACGAUUACAACACGUCAGAUUCAAUAACAGUUUAAUGUAAACUGUUGUUGACACAACGCCCACAAUGCUCGCUAUAAAAGAGCUCAACUUUAUUGUUUUUUAUCUUUCUUUCUAUUUAAAAUGUAGCUAAUAAAUCUAUUGUUAUUUCAAUCGUGGUGUAUAAUAAUUUACAUGGUGCAUCGACCUAAUUGGUGGUCGAUUUCGAGAAGAAGACCCGCGUGGCAGGACGAAAAACACCAACGAGUAGAAGUAACGUCGAAUGAAAACGAGAUUGGAGAGUGAAAAGUCAUUAUCGAGGAGACAAGGAAAUGAUUGAACACCGAGGCUUCAAUAUUUCACUCAAUAAUGAACCAAGCAAGCGGUCACUAAACGAUUCGAGUCGAGUUCGAUAUGUAGUUAUUGGUCUACGAAGAAGAUCCCUCAGUUCAGAUAAUUCGAAUCUGGAUGAGGUAAAACAAUGUCAAUUUCUCUCUUUGUGGUGGGGAGGGUUGACUCAACAUUAACUUCAUGAUAUGUGGCAGCUCAACAAAACUGCACAUAAUGCAAAGUCCUACACUUGGGUAGGCAAUCUGGACAUAAACGAUUUAUGGCCGAACACAUCGAGUGGUAUUCCGAUCAAAGGAAACGAAUAUCACAAAUCCUCAAACGACAAUAUGGUCACGCACAGAACCUGUCGUACAUCAACAAAGUGGCAAACCAGAUCACUAGUAUUGGUUCCACUCAACUCAACCACAUCAAUUCGAUCAACUCAACCAACUAUCCAAUUUUGUGAGGCGGGAAUGUUGAUUAUUUAUCAACUUUCUCAAUCAAUUUGAAUUCAACUGUACGAUUACAACACGUCAGAUUCAAUAACAGUUUAAUGUAAACUGUUGUUGACACAACGCCCACAAUGCUCGCUAUAAAAGAGCUCAACUUUAUUGUUUUUUAUCUUUCUUUCUAUUUAAAAUGUAGCUAAUAAAUCUAUUGUUAUUUCAAUCGUGGUGUAUAAUAAUUUACAAAGAGAACUGAAUCGUCUUUGUUUUCUUUUCAUUUCGCCAUUUUUCUUCGUUGUUCGUUGCCCAGUGACGAACAUUUUUUGAAUUUUUAAAAUUUUUCGGCAUUUCUAUUAGGGCUGAUUCACGAAAAGUCAAAGAAUUUCGAAAAAAACACUAGUUUUUCGGAGUAUUUCAAUCAAAAAUGAUGACGAAUCGAGAUUUUUGAAGCUUCUGGAGUGAUUUCUGAUGAAAAUUAACCUUGGAAUUCACGUUUAGGAGGUUUUGCUGAUUUUUCGUGAAAAAAGUUGAAAGUUGAAUUUCGAAAAACUCAAUAAAAUGAGGUGAAGUAAGGUUCUCGAAGUUUAUUUUCAUCAGAAAUCACUCCAGAAGCUUCAAAAAUCUCGAUUUGUCAUCAUUUUUGACUGGAAAAUCGUUCGUGGGUGCCAUAGAAAAGCCUUAAGUGAAUCUCAAGUAAGCUAACGUUAUGCCAAACAUAAUUACCAAACCUUAGCUUCAAUCAUUGGUAGGGUCUAUCUUCCUGGAAAGACCCUUGUCCUAACCGAAAAAAAUUAGAACUGACCCAAAAUUCUAACCAGCUGGAAACAUCAACUAAACCUUCAAUUAUUCCAAAAAGAUACUAUCGUUCGCUUUUUCGUCCGCCUGCCUAAUUAUACACUUUUCUUGCCCUUUUUCCCACCACACCGCAAAAAAAUCAGCAUAAUUGUGCGGUUCCUUAUCGUGUGUGCCCCCUGCUUGUCGAAAACCAAAAAAAAAAUUUAUAAUGUUAUACAAAUAUUGCAAAUGUAUAUAUUGAUUUUGUUAGGAGGAGGAAACAUAUGCGUAUUUAUAGGGGCUUCAUUAUGUGUUUUUUUGUCAUUUUUCGUUCGGGAAAAUAUUUUCUACUUGUGAAAUUCCACAAAAAAAUUUUUUAUAGAUGUUCCCGCUUCGAUGUAUCCGCAAAAGAUCGCUGGAUUUGGCGUUGAAGGCGGUGCUGAUUUUCACAUUUUGUAUGUUUGUUGUGCAGAUGACGAGUUCGUAUCCGAGGGGUGGAUUGACGCAGAGAGAGGUAGGUCAAAAUGUUUUGGGGUUACGAGAAAUGCGUCAGUGAUACAAAGCAUAGGCUACCGAAUAUGCGUCAACAUAAUUUCCCGAAGACAAUAGUCUAGUUUACGAGGCUACCCUAAAUGCGUCAGUAUUACAUCUAGAAGGACUACCAGAUAUGUGCCUUACAAAAGUUACCUACACAAUUUGCGUCAGUAAGAUAUACCUAGAAAAACACGUCAACCUCCCGUAGAUUUUGAAAAUAAACCGAUACCGAAAUAAUUUUGUGAGCUCAAUUAAUUGACCAAAAAUGCACCAAUCAACCUAUUUUUCAGGUUGAUCGCCAAGCCGAACACAUUCAAAAACGCGAAGAUCACCCCGAAGGCCCGAUGCUAACGACACAUGGAAAAUCAGAAAAAAUCGUCAAAAAUCCAUUCAUCCCCGAACCAUCGAUAUCACCCAACAGGCCCCCGAAUUCUGGAUUCUAUAAGAACAUCUUCAUACACUUUGAUCUUAAAGGUGCACCACCCAAAGUUCCAUACUUCAAGAAACUGCUGCAAUUGAUUGCGGAUGCCGGAGCAACCGGAAUACUUUUGGAGUGGGAAGAUAUGUUUCCGUGGAAGGGGGAGAUUGAGAAGUUCAAAAGUACUGAUGCCUAUUCCGAUCAAGAUGUCGAGGAGAUUUUGAAGUUUGCUGUGAGCUUAAAACUUGAAAUCGUCCCGCUUGUUCAAACUUUCGGACAUCUUGAAUGGAUUUUGAAGUAUGAAGAGACUAGAAAGUAUCGAGAAAACGACAUGUAUCCGCAAGUGCUAUGCUUGGGAAAUGAGGAAGGUGUAAAGCUGGUGAAAGAGGCGGUACGACAAGUUAUCGAAACUCACAAGAAGUUCGGGUUGAAUAUGAUGCAUAUUGGGGCGGAUGAGGCGUUUGAAUUUGGGGUUUGCAAGGAUUCUGUUGAGUGGAUCAGGAAGAAUGGUGGGCAAGGUGGAAAACAGUUGUUGGCUUUGGCACAUUUAAAGAAUGUGGCAGAGUUUGUGAAGAAGACUGCGGGAGAUGAGAUUACGUGAGUUUAAAAAAAAAACAAAAAACAUGAAAACUUUGUGAAAUUUCCACUAUUCAAUCAUCGAAUUUAUACUUAAAAGAUGCGCAAUUUCAAGCUGAUCAUUUUUAUAUGCUUCAUCAAGCUUCUUCUUCUCGGAAAAACCCAGCAAAAACGUGGGAAACAAACUUUUCGAAAAAAAACACGAAAAAACAAAAGUAAAACAACGAUACUCCGCUAGCCUGUUGUUUAGCGAGAGUAGGCGUUUGAAUUUAUUUUUUUUUCAUUUUCUGUUUCUCGCCGUAAUUUUGCGCAAAACCUCAAUUUUUUGCAGAGUUCUUGCCUGGCAUGACAUGCUCAAAGACUUCGACACUCGCCUCAUUCAACAACUCGAUCUUGGCAAAUUUAUUGAACCGGUUGUCUGGGAUUAUUCGGAGAAUAUCGUCACAUUGAACGAUUAUAUUUUCUCAACAUUAGCCGAAAAUUUCCCAACGAUGUGGGCAUCGUCAGCCUAUAAAGGAGCGAAUUAUCCAUCGGCUUCGCGAUCCGAUAUUGGACAUUAUGAGAAAAAUAAUCGAAGAUGGCUGACAACAAAGUUAGAUCAGGAAAAGAAGUUUAAGAAUGGGUUCCAUGGGAUUAUUAUCACCGGAUGGCAAAGAUAUGAUCACCUGGCUGGAUUAUGCGAGAUUUUGCCGAUUGGCACGGCUUCUAUGAUUUUGCAAUUGCAAAUUGCGUUGGGCGGAAUAAAUAUGGUGAGAUUUUACUUUUUUUUUCAAGAAAAAAAAUUUUUUCUUCAGAAAUCUGAAGAUUCUCGCAACUCCGCUGCCAAAAUCCUCAAAUGCUCCGGCUUCCGGAUUGAUGGAACCACAGUUGUCUCAAAUUCUUGUGAUUACCCUGGCUUCCAAGCGUAUCUUCAAUAUCAAAGUGUAAUUCCAAACGUGUUUACGAAUAUUCAACGAGAACUUGCUGCAAAUCAUCAUCUGAUGGGUUGGGCGAAUCGAUAUAAUGUGAAGUAUAGUAUUUCGCAGAAUUGGUAAGGUUUUUCGAGGAAAAUCCGUCAAAUUUCACAAUAAAAAUCUCCAGGUACCAUCGAGAAAUGCUUCCGUUCGUUGAAGGACUAUUAGGCCAGUAUAAUCGAGCUGAGCAACAACUUCGAGAAUCGAUGAAAGAUCUCUUCUUCCAAAACACCAUUGAUGAAUUCAUCUUCGAAAAUCUCGGAGAAUUAUCGGAAAAAGUGAAUGGCUAUGUGGAAAAUAUCAAUAAACUUGACAAAAUUCGCACGUGGCCCAAGAGAAAUUUCGAGAUUUCAAGGUGA